Molecule: messenger RNA, 3064 nt
Organism: Vollenhovia emeryi
Lineage: Eukaryota; Metazoa; Arthropoda; Insecta; Hymenoptera; Formicidae
Gene: Atg7
Product: ubiquitin-like modifier-activating enzyme atg7
Exons: 9
Coding region: 669-2447 (592 amino acids)
Biological process (GO): C-terminal protein lipidation; autophagy of mitochondrion; piecemeal microautophagy of the nucleus
Cellular component (GO): cytoplasm; phagophore assembly site
Molecular function (GO): Atg8 activating enzyme activity; Atg12 activating enzyme activity
Source: RefSeq, a predicted model, not a curated record
AUCUGUGGGCGAGUUUCUCCCUUCAACCGAGGGACGAGGGGAGAACUAAUCCACUCGUGCUUGACUGUACGUCAUUUAACGAAUAACGAGCGACGAGGAUUAACUCAUGUUUCCAGGGCUAAUAGCGCCUAUCCCGAACGUAGCCUAAAGCAGUGCCCAGUGGGCGUUACUUUAUUUUAUCUUAUUUUAUCUUUACAGUGCCCCAGCAAGGCCUAAUGCGUAAACAUAUUCUUCUUCUUUCUGGUACAGAACCAACUGGUACUUUGAGCAUUUGGUUUUUGCUUCAUCUUCUGUAGGCUGCUAACCGAGCUGCUAGCCUUGCCGAAGGAAACCCUCCAACCUGGAGGGCUGUAACCCUAAAAGAAUAUGUGUGGCAGAAUACUCUCGGUGGCUACCACUUCCCUCCGGGAAAUUCCGAAACAACCAGUGGUAUCCGUGGAUUUGAACUCGGAUCCUUUCGUUCAUUUGUUCACUAAACAGCGCACAUUUCUCUGCGCCACAAUGCCCAGUAAUGCCCUCAGCGGUUUACCCCUCGGAUUGAACCAUGUUUUGCGAUAAACCUGGAGGGAAGCAGUCACGACGCGGGGGUAGCUCGCUACGGCUACAUUAUCAACACGAAUACCUACGAGGCAUUCAGGCAGAUAAAUCCCGAGGAGUUUAUCGACACGAUGGGCCAGUGCGUUGUCGACAGUAUCAGAGAUGGCACGGCCUUGCUGGAGCCUUGGCGGCUCUCGAUGUUCCUGGUAUUCGCGUACUCGGAUCUCAAGAAGUACAAGUUUCAUUAUUGGGUCUCGCACCCGACUCCCUUCUCGCUGCCGGGAAUUUACUCGGUCGCACCGACGAGAUUCGCGUCCGGCGAGUUCACGCCCGAUCAAGUAGAUAAAUUGCGCGCGGGCUUCCUUCAGCUGGAUGCGAGGUCGAGGAACUUCUUCGCAGUCUUCGCGUCGAAAGAGGGUGACUUGAGCGUUGACGAUUUGUCGAAGGGCGUGCAGUAUGCAAAAUCAAACGAGAGAAACUUGGAGCAGGCAAUGGAUGAAGUAUACUUUGCAUUUUAUGAUCCUUGCGCAAGUGCAGAACCCGGGUGGCCCUUGCGUAACCUUCUGUGCCUGUUACAUAGGCAUUGCUCUUCGUACUGUUUUGCAAACGACGUCAAAGUUCUGUCUGUAAGGAGCGAUAGAGUGGAAACCGCAGUUAUAUUUACACUUAGAAUCAAAGCGGAUGGAAACGCGGAAGCUACGAGUAAUAAUUCUGAAGAGCACCUGGUAGGUUGGGAAGCUAACGUGAGUGGGAAAAUGGGGCCCAACAUCGUAGAUUUGUCUAACCUUAUGGAUCCUACCAAACUGUCGGACAGAGCGAUCAAUUUAAAUCUGAAAUUGAUGAAGUGGCGCCUUGUCCCCGAUCUGAAUCUGGAAAAGAUCAGUGGUCUGCGAUGCCUUCUGUUGGGUGCCGGCACACUGGGAUGCUCCGUGGCGAGAGUACUCCUCGGCUGGGGUAUCAAUAAUAUGACACUCGUAGAUAACUCCACCGUCUCUCACAGCAAUACGGUGCGCCAGAGUCUGUACACGCACGAGGACGCGGUGCAGCGUCGGCACAAAGCGCACGCCGCGAAAGACGCUUUACUCAGGAUACGUCCUAGUAUGAAUGCAGAAGCUGUGGUCUUGCAUAUUCCCAUGCCCGGGCACGUAGUCGGCCAGAGCAUGAUGGAGACUACCAGGGAAGCUGUGAGUAAGCUACAAGAGCUCGUCAAUGGCCACGACGUGGUGUUCCUGCUUCUGGACUCGAGGGAGGCCAGGUGGCUGCCGACUCUCAUGUGCGCCGCGACGAACAAGAUAGCCAUCAACGCUGCUUUGGGCUUCGAUUCGUACACGGUGCAACGGCACGGCACGCGCGCUCUUUCCGAUUCCGGCUCGCCGAAAUUAACGCUGCAGAACCCCGCAGGGCACGAUCUUGGAUGUUACUUUUGUAACGAUGUAACGCAACCCGGAAACUCUCAAACCGAUAGAACGCUCGACCUGCAGUGUACCGUGAGUCGGCCGGGUUUGUCGCAAAUCGCCGCGGGCUUGGCAGUCGAGCUCCUUGUGGCGGUAACACAGCAUCCCCAAGGAAUUUCAGCUAGAGCACUUAUGAACAACGACAGAGACGAUUGUCGAGAGAAUGUAGACAAUCCGCUGAUAGGAUUAUUAGGUGGUGUACCUCACACGAUACGAGGCUCGCUUUGGAGCCACGAAAUGAAGCUGACUGUCACGCAUAGAUCACCGUUCUGUACAGCUUGCUCGACGCCUUUGAUCAAGGAGUACCAACAGCGCGAUUUUGCUUUCGUUCUUGACGCUUGCAAUGUGCCAAAUUAUCUCGAGAGAUUGUCAGGACUUGAAGAAAUACUGAAAAGACCUGAUCUGGAUGAGUUAUGCUAUACAAUCGACACUUCGAGCGAGGACGAGGAGUCGUAAAGAAACGACAAUUUAAAUAAUGCAGGUAAAAUGGUAAAACGCGUACAAAGGGAAACACGUAAGUUUUAGAUAUGAGCUACUUGGUUUUUAUAAUAAAAAAAUAUAUGCAUAACAUUUUAUGUCACUUUGAAGAGGAGAAAGAGUUCAAAUUAAUCAAAGUUUACAGUUUGUAUAAAAUCAAAAGCUUUAGCGAACAUUGUUAAUAUAAGAGAGGUAUAUAUGUAAACGAUGAAAGUCUUUGUGCUUCUUCAAUUCUGUGUAACUGUCCAUGUAGCGCAUUUUACUUAAACUCGACGCAUUACGUAUAUCUGUGAUGUGUAAUUUUACUGUUAUCAUUGAGAUUUGAGUUAUAAUGUUUAUAUUGUAAGUGAUAACACAUGCUUGUUCUUGCGAAGCAUUAUAACUUCUUGUUUUACACAAGUAUUUACUUUCUAUUGAAUUUUUAUGAAAGUUUUACACUUGAAGAAACACAUGCACACGAUAUGUAAUUUUAAUUUAGAAUAUACAAACUACGAUCACGUUAUCGCGCGUUAAUGUUAGAAAAUAACUAAUGUGUUUUUAAUCAAUGUUUGAUCUAUGGAUAUCUACGUUUUAUAAAUAACACUGAUUUAAUCAAU